Messenger RNA from Exophiala bonariae, 3573 nucleotides. RefSeq lists its product as uncharacterized. The transcript is spliced from 5 exons. The record is from RefSeq and is a predicted model, not a curated record. Gene Ontology annotation, cellular component: DNA replication preinitiation complex. Gene Ontology annotation, biological process: double-strand break repair via break-induced replication; DNA replication initiation; mitotic DNA replication preinitiation complex assembly. Gene Ontology annotation, molecular function: monooxygenase activity; DNA replication origin binding; single-stranded DNA binding. NCBI's taxonomy places the organism in Eukaryota, Fungi, Ascomycota, Eurotiomycetes, Chaetothyriales, Herpotrichiellaceae. Bases 1 to 3573 code for a protein of 1190 amino acids.
AUGGCCUCGUCUAUUGCUUUCAAGUAUCGCUUGCCAGCUUCACUGCCUACGUCGUUGGUCUGGUAUUCUACAAUCGCUUCUUUCAUCCCCUCAAAGACAUUCCAGGCCCAUGGUUCGCCUCCAUUUCCACUCUUUGGUAUUUCCGUGCUAAUCUCUCCCAACCAGGUCCAAAUUUCAGAUCCUGCAGCCAUAGAAACCAUCUAUGGUCCCAAGUAUGAGUUCAUCAAAGGUGAAUUUUACGAAGGGUUCAACCCUAAGAUUACCAAGCGACAGGACAAUUUCACCGAACGCAACGAGGCAGCGCACACCCGACGCCGCAGGACCGUCGCACAUCUUUACACUCAAGGUGCAGUCUUGGAGUAUGAACCUUGUGUUGACCGUUGUAUUGCAUUAUUCUACACGCGGAUGGAAGAGUUUGCUGAGUCAGGCGCAGUGGUAGACAUGGCCACCUGGUUGAAGAAGUACACAUUCGAUAUUGUUGGGGAAAUAUUCUAUGGUCGUGAAGGUGGCUUUGGUUUCGUCCGCGACAACAUUGACUACAAUAACUGGUGUCACUUGAUGGAUGUGAUGCCCAACCCUGUUGCUGCUCUCACGUAUAUUCCAUAUGGGCUUCGAUCACUCUACUUUCUCACCCAAAUGAUCUACCCGGAGACUCGAGCGGUGAUUGACCAAUCACACGCAGCAGUAAAGCAACGCAUGGAUGACAUUGCGGCGGGAAAGCCAGUCAAUCGGAGCGACGUGCUGAGUAAGCUUCUUGAUAUCAUCAAUGAAAAGGGUCAGGACCACGAAUUUGGUAUUCUCGAUGUGACAACUGAGAUCUGGACUAUGAUUUGGGCAGGCAGUGACACUACAGCCAUCGCACUGACCUCAAUCUUCUACCAUUUGCACAAACACCCAAAGACCUUGGCCAAGCUCCGCAAUGAAAUCGAGGAUGCCUUCGCCAGCGGUAAUCUCAAAUACCCCGUCCGCUACAACGACGCAGUCAAGCUUCCAUACCUGCACGCCGUUGUCUGGGAGGCCAUGAGAAUUCAUCCAUCGCUUGGCACUGGACUUCCUCGCAUCGUGCCAGCUCCAGGUGUUGAGAUUUGUGGCAAGUUCUUCCCCGGAGGUACUGAGGUGAUCAUGAAUCAGAAUGCGGUGCAAUUCGACAAGGGCAUCUUUGGAGAAGAUAGCGAGCAGUUCAUUCCGGAACGCUGGAUCCGUGACGGCGAUCGUGCUGCGGCUAACAUGGAAAGACACAUGCUACAAUUCGGCUAUGAAAAGCGCAUCUGCAUUGGACGGCACAUCACCAACACCGAAAUGUACAAACUGCUUCCCACAAUUCUAAGGGACUUUGACUUUGAGUUGGCGAGUGAUAAGGAAUGGGAAACCUGGCAAGGCUGGUUUCAUCAACAGAAAAAUGUCAAUGUUAGGCGAGACUACAUACCUCACAAAAUCCACCCUGUUUCCGGCUAUGCUGAUCUGUCCAAAGCCGGGACAGAACUUGUGCAGCCCAUGAAAACAUCCGAGGGUGGAUCUGGAGGAGUCGUAAUAUGCCUUGGAGUGGGUGGAUUGGUCGACCUAGCCUCUCUACUUGGUCUGGAGACAGAACAUUCCGCAGAGUCAAUGUGUGGUGUUGAAGUCUGGGUUUUGGAUGCAAGAAGGCCGUGUAAUUUGUCCAACGUCUUCGGAGGGCUUCCAAUCGAAGCGCCAACAGAAGGCGUUGUCCUGAGGAUUCCUGGUGUGGACAAGGGAUGCAUUCAACGAUCAUACAAACCAGGAAAAGGUGGAAUUAUUGUAUUUGAUGACGGCGACAUAGCGUCCGACCUAGAAGUCGAACGAGACGCCUACUGCGCCCUGUCGGACAUGCCUGAAGUCGAAGCAGACUCAGAUAGUGAUGAAGAUGACGAUAGUGCAGACGAGGACGAUGAGGAGGAAGGAGAAAGAGAAGCGGGCAUAUCAGGAGGCUCUGCCUCAAAAAAAAGGAAAUCUUGGUCUGAUAGAGACAGCGAUGCUUCAGACACCGAUGGCGACGAAGAGAGGCCACGGCAAAGGCGAAGGGCCAAUUCAGGAUCCUCAAUCAAUUCUGAUCCUCGAAGCCGAACACCCACAUCUUCACAACCGGCCUCUCCUACUUCCAAACCUGAUGUACCGAACCAAGCCACAGCCAGACAGCUUCGCAGACGAUUAAGAAAGCUUCGGAGAAGUCAUGAAAGCGUGUUAGAGAAAUACAACAGCGUGGGCACUUCAUACUCAGAACCCAUAUCCACAUUGGCAUACUCUUUGGCAUCAGAUCUAGGUCGAGAGGACAACGAUCUUCUGUGGCUAGCUAUUGUUGGUGUCACCUCUCUUGAACUCUCUGGUCACACCUCCACCAGCUUUGGCAAAACUGUACAGCCAGAACCAUCGGAACAUCCCCAUAACUCCUGGCGAUCGAAUCGAUCUCGACAGACCUAUGCGAUUUUGCGCGACGAAACCAGACGAUUGAAUCCCCCGCCCCUCGAUCAAUCUCCUUCCGUCUCGCCAGGCUCUGGAAUCACCUCUCCGAGCGAUACCUCCAUUCGUCUAACACCUGAUCCGAGAUUUCUAUUACUCAGACACUGGUCCUUAUAUGACAGCAUGCUUCACUCGCCCUACCUUGCUUCACGAUUGAGAAUCUGGAACGAGUCCGGAGUGAAACGACUGCAUAAACUUCUUGCCAAAAUGGGCGUCAGCCUGAGCCAAUGCAAGCAGACAUACACUCACAUGGACAUGGACCUCAAAAAGAUAUUGCGAGAACGACUGCUGAAAUAUGCGCCCGUGUAUGGGCUCGACGAUCUCGUCCCGACAGGAGCUGGGUAUUUCACCUACGAUCAGGAAGGCUGGGGUUUUAUUCGAUCAUGGGGUUGGAAAGCUCAACUUUCCGCCGUUGAUGUUGGCCUACUUCUUGGUGCGAUUCUUGACGUUGGCACUCAGAUAUCAUCCGGACCCAACAGCAUAUCAUCCUCAUUUUCUUCGACACCGUCACAAUCACAAUCCACGACCGAUUCACCUCCAUCUGAUCGCUCACUAGCUCUCGUGCCACGCUUCUUCGCAGCAUACGAUGCCCUUGCCCCGAGCCACCCGACACAGCUCCUGGCUUCAAUACCUCAAGCCCAACACCUUCUCCGCUCCAUAUUCCGUACGGGCUCAUCAUUGCUCGUCAAACAUCAAAUCCGACAUCUGCGUGCGUUCCGCAUGGGUGUUGUCAAAGAUGGGCCCGAUCUGAGACUAUUUGCCAAUUCUCCUGGUGCACUAGCGAAACUUGCAUUAUGGGUUGGCGAAGCAGUUUCUAUCAACGAACGGGACCGAGAGAGCAACGACGACUCGUCAAACCCCACUUUCGUGCCUCUUGUUCUCGCGGCUUUGGAUGAGGAAAGGGGUACGUAUGUGGUGGUAGGAACAGGCGGAGGUGGUAAGAACAAUCGCUUCGGCCUGGCGUUUCAAGAGGUCGUGGACGAGACGGAUGCUCGGGUCAAGAUUGAUAGUUUCGACCACAGCAUUGUCGAGGUCAAAAAGGAGGAUCUCGGCGCCUUCCUGGAAGCACUAAGUCUGAAGGCUGUGGUGGGUGCAUGA